GAGUCCCUGGUCACCUCCCUCGUCCGUCCCUCCCGGAUGGAACAAGACGACAAACAGGGUGUGUGUGAAGCCCCAGACUCAGAAGACAAAGGGAUGGGCUCUGACUUUGAGAACUCUGAAGACAGGGGAGGGGACCGUGAAGACAGCUCCGAUGCACAGGACGUGGGUAAGAGAGGCGGCCACCCGGAGGAGGACAUGGGCUCCAACCCGCAGGAUGGCACUCCACGAGGGGCCUCGGAGGAGCGGGAACUAGUGUCUGACUUCUGCACAGAGGGGCUGCUGAGUGAGGAAGAAGGGGUGGCCCUGCGCGAGGAAGAGGAUGACCAGUCGGCCAUAUGCGAGGUGGCGAUGUUCCCGGGCCUGUGUGAAUCCGACAGCCGAUCCGGGAGCGCCGGGGAGAACCGGCUCCAGGAGGAGGAAGAGGAGGAGGAGCCGCCGCCACUGCCCGUGCUUCCCUGGAGGCGGCACCUGUCCCUGGGGGUCGUGCGCCGCUCGCACCUGGCCAACCACCAGCGCAUCCACACGGGCGAGAAGCCGCACGGCUGCGGCGACUGCGGCAAGCGCUUCAGCUGGCGCUCGGACCUGGUGAAGCACCAGCGCGUGCACACGGGCGAGAAGCCCUACAUGUGCUCCGAGUGCGGCGAGGCCUUCAGCGUCAGCUCGCACCUCUUCACGCACAAGCGCACGCACUCGGGCGAGCGGCCCUACGUGUGCCGCGAGUGCGGCAAGCGCUUCGGCCGCAACUCGCACCUGGUCAACCACCUGCGCGUGCACACGGGCGAGAAGCCCUUCCGCUGCGGCCAGUGCGAGAAGCGCUUCAGCGACUUCUCCACGCUCACGCAGCACCAGCGCACGCACACGGGCGAGAAGCCCUACACGUGCCUCGAGUGCGGCAAGAGCUUCAUCCAGAGCUCGCACCUGAUCCGCCACCGCCGCAUCCACACCGGUAACAAGCCGCACAAGUGCGCCGGCUGCGGCAAGGGUUUCCGCUACAAGACGCACCUCGCGCAGCACCAGAAGCUGCACCUGUGCUAGGCCCGGGCCCGGCGCAGGCUGCGGGCGGGGGAGCACCUGCGGGAGAGAUGCCCCGCGCACAGACCCUACCGAGGGAAAUGGGAAAGGGCGGGACGGACGGGCCGAGAGUGACUGGGGAGCCUUUUGGUGUUCAAGGGAGGGGGGGGCCUGAAGGGGAGGGUUGAGGAAGCGUUGUUCUUCUGGGGUGCUAGAUCCUGCCUGCCUCCUCCCCAGCGGAGAAGUGUUCGGGAGAUGCGCUCGGGCGUGGUGACGUCCUCGGACACACGCUGUGGGAGCUGGCCCUUGGAGGAAGGGGAGCGCCGGGGCGGGGGCGAGGACCGGAUGGCAGGCAGUACAGUCGGUUGGGCUGCGAUGACCUGUGGGGAUCGGGAGAGGGUGUGAUUGGAGUGAGGGUUAUGGAGCGAAAUAAAAGGCGGGUGGGGAUAAUUCUGUCCUGGUGCCAAGAGGUGCGAAGCCACUGUUUGCCGUGUCCCCUCACGUCAGCUCUAGAUAGUCCCACGAAAAACAGAGCAGCCUUGUCAGU
Molecule: messenger RNA, 1558 nt
Organism: Pteropus alecto (black flying fox)
Lineage: Eukaryota; Metazoa; Chordata; Mammalia; Chiroptera; Pteropodidae
Gene: ZNF697
Product: zinc finger protein 697
Exons: 3
Coding region: 37-1035 (332 amino acids)
Biological process (GO): regulation of transcription by RNA polymerase II
Molecular function (GO): RNA polymerase II cis-regulatory region sequence-specific DNA binding; DNA-binding transcription factor activity
Source: RefSeq, a predicted model, not a curated record